AUGGAGUUCGAACAUUUGGCAGAUGAUGAGUUGGACUUUGAGCUACUGAUACGAGGUACGAAAGAGAUAAAAGGAUUAGACCGACAGGGGAAACUCCGACUCUCUUUAAUCACCGAUAGCUUUAUAACGGCCAGUGCAAACAAAUCGUUGGCUAAAAUCAAGCAAAUCUUGGCCAGGAUACAGGACUUCAUGCUGAAUCAACCAUCCACCAACCCGGACGCAAAAGAGGAUAUUGACAUUCUCCCUGGAGAUAGGGAAACCCUACAAAGGCUUAGGGAUCCCCUAUUACAAUCUAGUGUAAAGGAAUCUCAGCAACAGCCGCUAAUCGAGGAUCGGGAACAGCAACCAGCAGUAGUCAAUCAACAGGCACAGGGACAAGUGGAGGACGAAAAGCGAGACUUACAUCAAGAGCAACAAAUAAUAGUGCAGCAACAGCAACUGCUGAGGCAGCAACAAGAACGUCAAUACUGGGAACAAUGUAGGCAACAGCAGGAACAAAUCCAUCAACAGCAGUUGCAACAGUUUCAACAACAACAACAAGAGCUACAACACCUCCUACAGCAGGAAAGAACAAAAAGACAGCAAAUAGAAAUCCAAAUGGGACUAUUGCAACAUCGUCAGCAGGAACAAUAUCAACAGCAUCCUAACAUCCCACUGCAUUCGAUACCAGGAGUAGAUCAGUUACCACACGACCUCAGGAACGACUUCAUGCGCUUCUUACGAUCUCAGAAUAGACCAAACACCCCGAGGUCAGGUGGACAAGUGCAAAAUUCAGCAAGGUUCACGCAGCCGGUUCACAAGUGGCCCUUUGCAUACUCUGGUCAACCUAACAUCAUACAGUUGGGUGAAUUUCUUAACCAAGUAAACACUUUUGCCGACACGGAAGGAAUUGAUGAGCAAACUCUACUUCGGUCAAUCAAACAUCUCUUGAAAGGUCGCGCUCUCCAAUGGUACACACGUUCCUAUCUUUAUCUAACCAGCUGGGAGACAUUCAGAUUAGAAAUCAAGCAAGAAUUUCUUAAGCAAGACUUGUACUUGCGAUUCCAAGGUUCUAACGAAUCGUUCACAUCGUUCUACAGAGACCUCGUGGCAGCUUUUGAAAUAGUGGAACCAGCCAUAUCAGAAUCAGAGAAACUGUUCAUCGUGAAAUCCCACCUGAACCCGGAUUAUUCACCAAUCGCUGCUGCUUCCCGAGCCAGGUCAAUUAAAGAGUUAGUAGUGGUAUGCAAGGACUUCGAAGUAUCUCGAUCGUAUGCAAUCAGAGGAAGGUCGUCUUUGACACCACGCACUUACUGGCCAAAACAGGAAACAUCUUCAUUUCAGCGAGCGUCAACAAACAGAACAGAAAAUCCUAGCCGUCAAAUUUUGACCCGACAACCAUUUCACACAGCUCAACUCAACAUGAUAGAACUAAACAGAGAAGAGGAAGACGAUUGGAACGCACAGGAGAUUCGAGAGCAUGAAGCCAUGCAACAGGACAUCGCUCUACGGAACGAGACAGCUGCAAAUGUCGCGGAGGAAGUGAACGCGGUGCGCUUGCAGAACAAUUUUCGAGACAGGCAAACAACAAACUCACAGAACAUAGGUAAUGGAGAGCAGCGCUCAAGAGAGUUGGCGUCAACCAUUAUAUGUUGGCAAUGCGAAAAUCCAGGCCAUACCUAUCCUAACUGUCCCAACCACAAACUAUACAUCUUUUGUUACAGUUGCGGGAAAAAAGGAUGUACCACUCGCAACUGCGAAGCUUGCAUCUCAAGAUGGAAGCAGCUGGAUUCCAGUAAUGUUUCACAGCAGUCGGGAAACCGCAGAUGGGAGAACCCUCAAUAA
Wyeomyia smithii (pitcher-plant mosquito) is the source of this 1824-nucleotide messenger RNA. RefSeq lists its product as uncharacterized. The record is from RefSeq and is a predicted model, not a curated record. Gene Ontology annotation, molecular function: nucleic acid binding; zinc ion binding. The transcript has 3 exons. NCBI's taxonomy places the organism in Eukaryota, Metazoa, Arthropoda, Insecta, Diptera, Culicidae. The coding region runs from base 1 to 1824 and encodes 607 amino acids.